UGCUUCAAUAACGUCAGCCACAGCGAUCUGCCCUCUGUUUUUCUCUUCCACUUUCUUUCUCCAGGUGCUGGAAUUUUUCUUGCCCCCUCCCUAUAUCUCCUGGCGGACAGCUUCAGACGAGGCCAACUGUUUCUUGUCUCUCUUUUCCCACCAAUCUCGCACCAACUGUUGGUUGCACGUACACAUUGUACUCUGUCUUGAACAUCGGAUUGACCAACCAGACCUUUCGAAAGUUCGCUGCUAAUAACUAAUGUCGCCUCCGUUGCGCCGAGCGCCGCGCGUCGCAAAUCAGAAUCAUCCCAACUACCUGGCGCAUCGCGUGUGGGUGCCCCUUGUUCCACAAGGAAUCGAUGAGCAGGCCGAACGUUCCCGGCUGCAGGAUAUUCACAACACUUUCUUGGACGCAUUUGAGAAUGGCACACUUAAGCUCCCGGGAGUCGUAUCACCGUCUGCUAACGAUUUAACCUCUGAGGCCGCUGAUGACCUAUCUACCUUACAGGCCUGUGUUUACUGGCAGCAAAAGAAACGCACGUCCAUCGACUUUAUCGCAGCAAGUUGCCAAGUCAAGGCAUGUGGUGAUGGCACAGCUGCCACAAUCCAUCUCUUGACAACACAGAGCGAUACAGAUGAUCUGAAGUGGCUGUACCGAAAGGCUUUCUUGGCCCUCCACCCCGGGGGUUGGUUGAUGCAGCUCCAGGUCCAUCACCAGCAGCCCCAAGCCCACCAGAUGCAUAUGCUAGCUUUGGCCUCGCACAAGCACACGCAGCCGUUGACGGAUCCGGUCAAGACUACUUUGCAGGAAGAGGGCUUUAUUCAGCUUAGCCUAAGUGUUGCACGUGCAUCAUCAGCCACAGGUACCGUUAGUGCCAAAGUGCCUUCUGCUGCUACCGGAACCUACGAAAUGCGUGUAUGGACGGCCCAGAAGCCUUGGAUGUGUGGCAUCUCAGGAGAAGGGUAAACACAGGGCCUA
Molecule: messenger RNA, 970 nt
Organism: Colletotrichum navitas
Lineage: Eukaryota; Fungi; Ascomycota; Sordariomycetes; Glomerellales; Glomerellaceae
Exons: 5
Coding region: 251-958 (235 amino acids)
Source: RefSeq, a predicted model, not a curated record